GUGAUUUCUAGCGGAAGCAGGGCGAGCUCGCGAAUCCCGAAGCACGUCCAUGGAGGAGAUGUAAUCAAUCGAAGAAGACGAUGAAUUCAUUCUUAAACAAAUCCACAUCCAGCAAUUUUCCAAGCGAGGAGUUUCAGUAUCGCUGAAUAGCAACCCCAUGAUUUCUGCUUCUCCAUUACAUCCCUGCCCAGUCCCAAUUCCCUCUGUCAGGACUGGCGCAGCUUCGUGUUCGAGCAGACAUUUCUGCAACUUCGGAUUCAAUCCAAAAUGGGCGCCGUCUAUUCCUUUUCCAUGGAGAAAAUCGGUCGAUAAGAGCUGUGGUCACGAUUACAGGUUCCGACCCGCGAGAUUCUGUGCUUUGAAAGAUGGGAAUUCUUCGUCUUCGUCUUCAACUUCUCGCAAUCGUAAUGCUUUCGAGUUUGACGUCGUGAUCAUUGGGGCGGGGAUUAUUGGGUUAACCAUUGCCCGGCAGUUUCUAAUCGGGUCGGAUUUGUCCGUCGCCGUCGUGGAUAAGGCCGUUCCUUGCUCUGGAGCCACCGGCGCAGGGCAGGGCUAUUUAUGGAUGGUUCACAAAUCCCCUGGCAGUGACAUUUGGGAACUUGCUUUGAGAAGCCACAGGCUAUGGGAGGGACUGGCUGAGACCCUGCGUGAUCAAGGCUUGAAUCCCUCGGAAGAAUUGGGUUGGAAGAAGACAGGGAGCUUGUUAAUCGGUAGAACACCUGAAGAGCUUGACAUAUUAAAGAGGAAGGUAAAGCAGCUUUCUGAGGUUGGACUGGAAGCUGAGUUCUUGUCUGGUGUUGAUUUGCUCUCCAUGGAACCAGCUCUUUCGGUUGGGGACAAUUGUGGGGCCGCCUUUGUCCCCAAUGAUUGCCAAUUGGAUGCUCAUCGUACUGUUGCAUUUAUUGAAAAGGCUAACAGACAUUUUAAAGGAAGAUAUGCAGAGUUCUAUCAUCAUCCUGUUACAGGCUUAUUAAGAUCUGGAAGCAAUGGGAAGAUAGAGGCUGUUCAGACGUCCAAGACUACGUUGCACAGUAAGAAGGCCAUUGUUUUGGCAGCUGGUUGUUGGAGUGGGACUUUGCUGCGUGAUGUGCUUGGUGAAGAAAAGACUGUUUUGGAUGUUCCCAUCAUGCCAAGAAAGGGUCACUUGCUUGUCAUUGAGAAUUUUAAUUCCCUUCAUUUGAAUCAUGGUUUGAUGGAGGUGGGCUAUGUCAAUCAUCAAACUUUAACUUCGGCUGAAGGUCUUGAGCAGACCUCAUCCAUUUCAAUGACUGCCACUAUGGAUGUUCAAGGGAAUCUUGUACUUGGGAGCAGCCGUGAGUUUGCUGGUUUCAACACUGAAGUGGAUGAAUCUAUAAUUAAUCGUAUAUGGGGUAGAGCUUCAGAAUUCUUUCCUAUGAUGAAAGAAGUGUCUCUCUCAGAUCUCAAAAGCAACAGUAAAGUGAGAGUAGGUCUACGACCAUACACGCUUGGUGGAAAGCCAGUGAUUGGACCUAUUCCUGGUUUGUCAAAUGUGUUCCUUGCAUCUGGCCAUGAAGGUGGAGGACUUUCAAUGGCACCGGGGACUGCAGAAAUGGUUGGUGAUAUGGUGCUGGGAAAUUCUUGGAAAAUUGAUCCCGUUCCUUUCUCGGCACGAGGACGAUGUUAAUAACUGCUUACAACUUACGAUCCAAUAAUGGUAUUCUUGGUGGCUUCUGUAUUCAUGUAUACUAACCUUCUUUCCCCCUUCCAAAGAGGCAACUUGUAGUUGUCAAUGAAGGUCAACAAUAUCAUAGCAACCCAGUAGUUCGUUAUUUUUGUUUUCCGCACCUUGAGUUUCAGUAUCUGUAGGCUCAUUUGUUCUGAGGAAAUUCUGGAACUUGUGGGCCUCGAUGCAUAAAAUUCCGUGAUCUUUUCAAUUUACUUUGUGAGUUGUAACUCAUUCACUGAGGUUAGAAAUGAGAAUGCAAUGCACGACAAUUAUUGCUA
This is a messenger RNA of Momordica charantia (bitter melon), 1965 nucleotides long. Its product is annotated as FAD-dependent oxidoreductase family protein. The record is from RefSeq and is a predicted model, not a curated record. Gene Ontology annotation, cellular component: cytoplasm. Lineage: Eukaryota; Viridiplantae; Streptophyta; Magnoliopsida; Cucurbitales; Cucurbitaceae.